This is a messenger RNA of Empidonax traillii (willow flycatcher), 923 nucleotides long. It is a transcript of the gene ASB13, whose product is annotated as ankyrin repeat and SOCS box containing 13. Lineage: Eukaryota; Metazoa; Chordata; Aves; Passeriformes; Tyrannidae. Gene Ontology annotation, molecular function: protein binding. The transcript has 6 exons. Bases 16 to 840 code for a protein of 274 amino acids. Gene Ontology annotation, biological process: protein ubiquitination; intracellular signal transduction; positive regulation of protein catabolic process. The record is from RefSeq and is a predicted model, not a curated record.
AUUGGGAGCCACAGGAUGGUUUUGGGGGUUGCAGGACGGUUUAGGGGCUUCUGGGCCGACAGGACCCCGGUGCACGAGGCUGCCCGGAGGGGGGAGAUCCUGCAGCUGCAGCAGCUCAUCGAGAGCGGGGCCUGCGUCAACGCCGUCACCUACGACUCCAUCACCCCCCUGCACGAGGCCAGCCUCAGGGGGCAGACCCAGUGUGUCAAACUGCUGCUGGAUGCGGGGGCACAGGUGGAUGCCAGGAACAUCGAUGGCAGCACCCCGCUGUGUGACGCCUGCGCCUCGGGGAGCAUUGAGUGUGUCAAGGUGCUGCUGUCCCAUGGGGCCAAGGUGAACCCCCCCCUGUACACGGCCUCCCCUCUCCACGAAGCCUGCAUGAAUGGCAGCCCCGAGUGCGUCCAGCUGCUCAUCGACGUCGGCGCCAACCUGGAGGCUCACGACUGUCACUUUGGGACUCCCCUGCACGUGGCCUGUGCCAGGGAGCACCUGGACUGUGCCAAGCUGCUGCUCAAGGCAGGGGCCAACGUGAACGCUGCCAAGCUGCACGAGACGGCCCUUCACCACGCGGCCAAGGUGAAGAACGUGGACCUGGUGGAGAUGCUGGUGGAGUUCGGAGGGAACAUCUACGCCAGGGACAACCGGGGCAAGAAACCCUCGGAUUACACCUGGAGCAGCAGCCCCACAGCCAAGUGCUUCGAGUACUACGAGAAGACGCCGCUGAGCCUGUGCCAGCUGUGCCGGGUGACGGUGAGGAAAGCGGCCGGACAGGGGGCCCUGCAGAAGAUCUCCAAGCUCGACAUUCCCCCCCGGCUCAUCCAGUACCUGUCCUACAACUGACACGGGAUGGCGGGGCAGGAAAACCCCCCGGAGCGCCCAGGCCACCGAGUAUCUGCUCUUCCUCCUCUGCCUCCCCCGUCCCC